UCACUACGGUAAAGGCAUUGACUCUUAAUAGCUGAUAAUACUCAAUUAAUUAUGUCUAUAUAGGUCUUGGGCUAUCAGCUAUCAGUAUAACUCUGACUGCAUUACCGACGGCAUGACUAUUAUAUUGUAUACUUUGUGUUUUGCUGCGUUUGUCGGAGUUCGAGUCGCCGCAGAUAAUGAAAGAAUAUGUUUUUCAAAUAAGUUUAAAUUUGGCGUGGCGACUGCUGCGUAUCAGAUUGAAGGAGCUUGGAAUGUUUCAGGCAAGGGCGAAAGCAUCUGGGACAGGUAUACCCACAACUACCCUGAGCGAGUAUUCGAUCAUCACAAUGGUGACACGGCGGCGGACUCCUACCACCUCUACAAGCGGGACGUCGAAAUGAUGGUGGAGCUUGGCGUGCAGUUCUAUCGGUUUUCCAUGUCCUGGCCGAGGAUCCUACCCAAUGGAUUAAGCAAUGAGAUCAACGAAGACGGCAUCAUAUACUACAAUUUAUUACUGAACGAACUUAAGGCCCACAAUAUAAUACCCUUAGUGACAAUGUACCACUGGGAUCUGCCGCAGACCCUGCAGGACCUCGGCGGGUGGACUAACCCCAUUAUUGCCGAUUAUUUCGUGGAUUAUGCUAGGGUGCUAUUCGAAUCCUUUGGUGACACAGUUGACACGUGGUUAACCUUCAACGAGCCCUAUUCCUUCUGUUACGAGGGUUAUGGUGGUGACGCUGCGCCGGGCGCUAAUGCGAGCGGGUUUGAAGAUUAUCUGUGUGGACACAAUGUACUGAGGGCUCAUGGGAUGGUGUAUAGGAUGUAUCAGCAGGAGUUUGCUGAUACCCAGAAAGGUCACGUGGGUAUAUCACUAGAUUUUGCGUGGCAAGAGCCAGCUACCACGUCUGAAGAGGACCAGCACGCCGCUGAGGUUGUCAGGCAGUUCUUUUUCGGCUGGUUCGCGCACCCAAUAUUCUCACAAGCGGGCGACUAUCCCGCUGUCAUGCGCAAACGCAUAGACUACAUAUCGAAACGGCAACAUUUCCCCCGCUCCCGCCUCCCCACCUUCUCCCCCGAAGAGGUCCGGAUGAUACGUGGAUCAGCCGACUUCCUGGGCCUCAACCAUUACACCACUUACUUGGUGAAGCGAAAUAGAAACAAGAUAGCUCCCCAGCCGUCGUUCAUGACGGAUAUGGGAGGGACGUUGUCGCAGAAACCGGAUUGGCCAAAGUCCAAUUCCACUUGGUUAAAGGUAGUACCCUGGGGUUUCCGGAAAGCUUUAAACUGGGUGAAAGCAGAAUAUAACAACCCAAUAACCAUAAUCACCGAGAAUGGUGUGUCCCUGGAGGCAGGUCUUCAGGACUCCAGGCGGGUGAACUAUCUGGAUGGUUACCUGCGAGCAUUACAUAACGCGAUUUUCAAAGACAAGUGCAAUGUAGUUGGCUAUACUUAUUGGAGCUUGAUGGACAACUUCGAAUGGUUGAGAGGUUUUUCCGAACGAUUCGGCCUAUACGAAGUUAACUUCUGUUCAGCGAAUAAAACACGGACGGCACGCUUAUCAGCUGGUUUUUACUCAAAACUGGCUAAAACCAAAUGCCUUCCUGUGUCGUGGGGCGUGUGAUAUACCGUUGUUUUUAAAUUGAUUAAAGUUUAAGUGAUCGGUGUAAAUAUACGUGAAAGAUAAAUAUGUUAUUUUCA
Molecule: messenger RNA, 1677 nt
Organism: Zerene cesonia (dogface butterfly)
Lineage: Eukaryota; Metazoa; Arthropoda; Insecta; Lepidoptera; Pieridae
Product: myrosinase 1-like
Exons: 9
Coding region: 113-1600 (495 amino acids)
Biological process (GO): carbohydrate metabolic process
Molecular function (GO): beta-glucosidase activity
Source: RefSeq, a predicted model, not a curated record